This is a messenger RNA of Penaeus monodon (black tiger shrimp), 1966 nucleotides long. RefSeq lists its product as uncharacterized. NCBI's taxonomy places the organism in Eukaryota, Metazoa, Arthropoda, Malacostraca, Decapoda, Penaeidae. The record is from RefSeq and is a predicted model, not a curated record.
ACAACGUCAUCCACAGUUACCAAAGAUGAGAAGAGGAAAGUGGAGAGGCUUAUAAGUGCCCCGGUGAACAGUGUCAAGGUUGCACCCAAUCUGCGGCCAAAAGUGUCGACACCCCCAGGGUCAACCAGGAUAACCUAUUCCAAUGAGCGUUCAAAUGAGAGGAAAAUUGACCUGAGCAAGAUUAGUCGGGAUCGGCCAACCCCCGGAAAUACCCUGAGCCAAAAGAAAGAUCCCCUGCGCCAGAUGGACCUCAGGAGUCGGGACCUGGAGGAUAGCCCACAGCCCUCUCCAGGUUCUCAUCUAGCCCAGGGCACAAAGAGUAGAAUGGGAGAUUUUGGUGGUGAAUCCAGUCUCCUAAAGCCCAUCCCUAGUUAUACCCCAGCCAGCCGAGAGAGCUCCAGCCUCACCCCGUCAGGCAAAGGUGGGGGGAUCAGCAGCACCCCAAGUAGUGCUGGGGCCACACUCAACACCUCAAUAGGUAAGGCAAGCACAAGCUCCAGAGUGUGGCUGGGUAAACCAAUAGUCCGGCCAGGGCUCAGGGCUAGGGCAGGAUUAGAACCCCGGCAAAUGGAAAGGCCUACACAGCAUCACAACUUCCUCGCAGAUGUGGCUGAUGUGCGGCAGAUCGAGCAAGGAUUAUUGCAGCUCAUGGAAGAUUUUCAAGCAGGAAAUCUCAGAGCAUUUGGCAAAGAUUCCCGCCUGCGCCAGAUGGAAGCCAUUAGAGAGCAGCAAGAACGAUUGGCUCGACUACAUUUUGAAGUUGGUGCUGAACAGGAUCUCUACCCACCAUUAUCUGAGGAAGGGCUCAGGACAUCCCAUGACAAUAUGCGCACGUUGAUGGAGAAACUAGCCCAACUGUCAGAGUCCAUUGAGAGACUUCACACCAACACCAGUAGUGAUAGAAAAACCAGUAGCAGUGAGCGCAAAGCAGGUGUCCACCAAAUGAGUGGAGGCCAGACGAGUAGUCGUGGUAAUGAGCAUGGAAACCACACCAACUUUCAUUCUGGAGGAACAGCGGCUCAUCAGACACAUGAGAGUCAGCAUAGACCCAACAAUCCCACAGGUACUCCCAGCCGAAACUCUGGGAAUCCCAUACAACACAGCUUUAAUACGAAUGUCACCAACACUUCUAUCCAUCAAUCAAGUCCAGGAAAUCCCCGACCUUUGUCAGGGCAACAUCGCAAUAGAAACACACCUGUGCACCACACAGGGCUAGUUAAAAAUGGAACGGUGUUAGAGUCAUCAUGAUAGCAGUGUUCUGUACAUAUUGAAUUUAUGUAUAGCUCCAACAUGGUAUUUUUGGUACAAUAAAGUAAUUUUGAUAAUGUGUUAAUUCACCUCACUCUCAAAUUUGUUUUCAUACCAGCAGUAGAUAGAGUACUUGUGGUUAUGCAUGAAAUGUUUUGUGGGAUUUCCUUUAAGCAAGGACUGUAGCCAAAGUGCCCUAUAUUUAGUAAAGCAUCUACUCGAGUUUAGUGUAUGUAGCUGAACUUGUAAUGUGAUGUUGCAUUCUUUAUUUACUGAGUUUUGUCAUGAGAUGUAAAUGUUUUGUAUUCUUGUCACUAUGAAAAUCUGUCCUUUCUCUUAAUAUCAUUUUUAUUGAGUAUCAUUAGAUAUGCUUAUAUGCCUAGAGGGUUCAUGUAAAUAAUGAUAAAAAAGUGAAGCUCAAAAUGGACUUACACAGAUUCAUGUUAUUUAUCUAUUUUUUUCAAAGACUGUCUUCUUUCAUCAAUACCCAAAAUAUCUGAUUGAAUUUUCCUUUUCAUUUUUAUUAUGUAGUCUGUGAACUUUACCAAGAAAGGUUUUGUGUGAUGGCAGAGUUGAAAUAGCCAAAAAAGGCAGCUAUAUGUAAUGUAUGAUUGCCCUUGUAAAAUUUACAAUUUUAAGUGGUAAGAUAAAAAAAGAAAACAUCAGGACACUACAGCCACACGCACACGCACACGCACACUCACACUCACACGCACAC